Molecule: messenger RNA, 1049 nt
Organism: Paramecium tetraurelia
Lineage: Eukaryota; Ciliophora; Oligohymenophorea; Peniculida; Parameciidae
Exons: 4
Biological process (GO): nucleosome assembly
Cellular component (GO): chromatin; nucleus
Molecular function (GO): histone binding; chromatin binding
Source: RefSeq, a predicted model, not a curated record
AUGAGUGAUCACGAGAACUCAAAUAUUGACGAAGUCAUAGCUAAGAUAAAAACUCUGCCUCUUGCUUAAAGAGUCCAUGCAGUAGCUCUAUUCCAUAGUCUCAAACGAAAAUAAAAAUAUGAUGAAGAGUUAUAGGAAGAAAUUAACAAAGUCACCAAUUAAUAUGAUCGACUCAAUUUACCAAUAUACGAACAGCAAAAUGAAAUCAUAUUGGGAUAGAGAAUUCCAAAUGGAGUCGAAUUAGCUGAUUUGGCAAAAUAUGUAAAUGACACUGAAACACAAGAAGUCAAUGAAAAGAAUGUCGCAGAACCUUUGUCAGAAUAUUGGUACAAAGUACUUAAAAACUCAACUUUGAUAUCUGAAGUUUGUCAUGAUAACGAGAAGGAUUGGGAAGUGUUGAAAUUUCUUCAGAAAGUUGAAUUGGAACAUGAGGAGAACAAUAACAAUUUCACUGUUAAAUUGAGAUUCUUACCCAAUGAAUAUUUCACUAAUGAUGUACUCAAGAAGAGAUUCAUUUUUGAAAAGAAUGAAGACACUCCAGUAAAGAGUGAAUCUACUCACAUUAAUUGGAAGGAAGGAAAAAACAUAACUUAAAAGAAGGUUUCGAAGAAGUAGAAGAACAAGAAAACUGGAGCUUCAAGAAACGUGGACAAAGUGGUCGAUGCAGACAGUUUCUUCAAUUUCUUUAAAGACUUUGAUCUCACCAAUCAGAAGGAAUUGGAUGAAGAGGAAUUAUAGAAGUAGGAAGAUUUAAUGAAUGAACACUUUGAUAUUGCCACAGAAUUCUUAGAUUCUAUCGUUCCUAGUUCUUUGGAGUUGUAUUUGGGAUUGCAACCAGAAAUUGAUGGAAUGGAUGAGGAUGAUGAGGAAGAUGAUGAUGACAAUGAUGAGGAUACAGAUGACGAGGAUGAUAAAAAGAAAUCGAAAAGAAAGAAGUCGAGUGGCAGUAAAGGAGGCGAUAAUAAAAAAGCAGAGAAACCAGAAUGCAAAUAAUAAUGAAAUAAAUACAUAUUAAUUAAAACAAUCCUCUAUUUCAUGUUAAUUAAUAA